Messenger RNA from Caenorhabditis sp. 36 PRJEB53466, 1871 nucleotides. The record is from the annotation of a GenBank genome assembly. Lineage: Eukaryota; Metazoa; Nematoda; Chromadorea; Rhabditida; Rhabditidae.
AUGCGCGUCCUGAAAGUGGACGACAUAUUCCAACUGGACAGCUACCAGCUGGUCGUGUUGGCCUUCAAUGAAUUCCUCAUCUUCACAAUGCUAUCCAACGUGGUCUUCAACAUGUUCGGAGCGGCGGCUCCGCGAGUCCCCGGCUGCGACGACGUCGUUUACAACGCCACGAGCGUCUUCCAACAGUGCGAAGCGUACGACGCCCAUUUCGACUGUCAGAAGCCGAUUCUGAAGUACGAGUUCAAGUCGGCGGCCGUCGAAUUCGAGGAACUUUGCAAUCGGCACGACGAAUCCUACAUCGACCACGUGACCAAACUGUUCGGAGUGAAUAAUCGAGUGAGAUUCUCGACGACUUCUCAAAUGAUCGGCGUCAUGUUGGGCUCUGCGAUAGCCGGACAGUUGUCCGAUUUGUACGGAAGACGGAAGGUGAGCCGAGCGGGUUCUGUGCGGUGGGGCGAGCUUGCAUUCUUACAGAUCACACUCGUAUUCCUCUGCCUCAUGCUCUUUUUCUCCACGGUUUCGAGCUUCUCGUCGACCAUCGAGGUUUUCAUUAUCUACCGCUUCUUUAUUGGAAUCUGUUGUGGCGGUCUCACUACGUAAGGAAGGGAUUACAAAGGGUCCAAUCGCGUCGAUUCUUCCAGUGUCGGGUGCAUUUUCGUGGUGGAGAACCUUCCGGCGGCGCACCGUCUCUGGAUGAGCACCGUAAUCACCUGGGCUCCGAACUACAUGCUCUUUGCUCUCUUUGCGUACGUCACUGGCGAAUGGAGGGCUCUCGCGCGGAUGUCCAAUGUGAUGACCGUCGUUGCGAUCGCCAUUUGUGCUUUGUAAGUUGUCAGAAGGCACUGAAAUCCUGCGAAUUCCAUUUAAGUCUGUUACCUGAAAGUCCCAAGUAUCUGAUUCAAACUCGGAAAACGAAAGAGGCGAUUAAAAGUAUAAAGUACAUAAACAAGUUCAAACGAGUCAGGAAUCAGUUAACUGACGAAGAAAUCGAGGGCGUCGUCCGAACCGCCAUUGACGCCGACACAAAAUCUCGAGCGAAAGCGAAGAAAUACAGUUUCAUUCACCUCUACAUUCACCCGAAGAUCACCGUUCAAACCCUUGUGGCCUCCAUUUCAAUGUAAGAGCAUCUCUAAGAGCCCAACCAGAAGCAUCCAUAUUGCAGGUUCUCAGUGAGCUACGUCACUUACGGGCUCCUCUUCAACUACGACGUGCUCACCGGCUCCAUUUACAUGAACGCGGCGGUGUCCGGAUUGCUCCGAUACAUUGUCGGAGCUGUCGUGGCCGUGCUUGAUCACUUCGGAGGCGAACACGUCGGAAGGAAACGAAUGCAUUUUAUCACGGUCUCUUUCAUCAUGUGCUGCAUGUUCGGCAUCUUUUACAUCUACUUUUAUGGUUGGUUAAGGGCACUUUCUGUGAGUUUUUCGAUAAUGUUCUUUAGAUUUGGUGGCGGAGUACAAAGGAUGGAUCCGUGCUCUGACGCUCUUGGCCUUCGGGACCACCGGAUGUUUGUUCCUUCAGUUGCUGCUCAUCACUGCGGAAAUGUUCCCAACGGGCAUUCGGAACAUUGCAUCCGCGCAUAUAAACGUCUGCGGAAGGCUCGGAAACGUAUUCGGACCAAUGGUUUUCAAUUAUGUGAGUGGUGGGUCUCGCAGAGAAAAAUUAACAUUUUUUGCAUUCAGAAGCUCGGGUUCGCUGGCUCCGGCUACUUAAUUCUGGGUCUCAUUUGCCUUUUCGAUGUGAUAAUCUUCCAUAUCUUCAUCCCUGAGACUAAAAAUCAGCCGCUUCCGCAAGGAAUGCCAGAAAAGAAGAAAAAGAGGAAAGGACAGCGAGAGACACAGAAAGAGCUGAUGACGAUUCCGGAGGAACCUUGA